Molecule: messenger RNA, 416 nt
Organism: Nilaparvata lugens (brown planthopper)
Lineage: Eukaryota; Metazoa; Arthropoda; Insecta; Hemiptera; Delphacidae
Product: turripeptide Lol9.1-like
Exons: 3
Coding region: 62-346 (94 amino acids)
Molecular function (GO): protein binding
Source: RefSeq, a predicted model, not a curated record
CUCUAUAUAUAAUACAUUCAGAGCCACACUAAUUUACCAGAGAUAGAAUAACUUCUUCAAGAUGAACAGUUUUUCGCUGAUAGCUCUUUUCCUUCUGGGCCUUAUGGCAGUAUGUAUCAGUGGGCAGUAUGGGUCAGUGCACUGUCGCGUGGGGUGUGCGUGCGCCAGUGACUAUGUGCCUCAGUGUGGUAGUGACCGCAGGACCUAUGACAACGAGUGCAAGCUCAGGUGUCAGCAGUGCUUUAUACCAGGUUUGGUGAGAUUGUUCGAAGGUCGUUGUGAAGAUCGUCUUCUCCUAGCUCCAGCUGCUCCUCUCAUUCCUCUCGUCUACUACCCAUCCAAAUAAUUAACAAUAUAUACCAGAAAACAAUUGGAAAAUAUAUUAUGUUGGCAACCAAUAAAAUUGAGAUCUCAUA